UAGAAAUCAUGUUUCCCUCAUCCAAGUCAACAGCCCGGAUAUUUUUGCUUCAUUGCACUGUUUUCACCACACAGUCACCAGUCACUCCUCGUGGGACUGAAGACAAGCACACCUGUGAGGCAGGGGAUUACGCAAAAGAGAAGCAUGCCGUGCAGCGGGGUAAAGUCCUUUCUGGUGAGUCUGUCUCGGACAAAGCCUCUGGAGCCCGAGGGGGAGCAGUCCACGUUUAACCGAUGCCUGACCACUCUGGACCUGGUGGCCCUUGGUGUGGGCAGCACUCUGGGUGCUGGGGUCUACGUCCUGUCUGGGGAGGUGGCCAGAGACACUGCUGGACCCAGCAUCAUCAUCUCCUUCUUCAUCGCCGCCCUGGCAUCCAUAUUCGCUGGGUUGUGCUAUGCAGAGUUUGGGUCCCGGGUUCCCAAAACAGGCUCAGCAUACCUUUACAGCUAUGUGACUGUUGGAGAGCUACUGGCUUUUAUCACUGGGUGGAAUCUGUUACUCUCCUACAUCAUAGGGACAUCCAGUGUUGCACUGGCAUGGAGUGGGACAUUUGAUGACCUUAUAGGGGGCGUCAUAUCGAAAUACUUCGAAGAACAUGCAGCCAUGGGCCUCCCUGGCCUGGCACCUUACCCAGAUGUCUUUGCUGCUGUUCUCGUCUUGCUACUGUCAGGUGUGCUGGCAUUUGGAGUGAAAGAGUCAACAACAAUCAACAAGAUCUUCACAGCGAUCAACAUCCUGGUGCUGCUGUUUGUGAUCAUCUCAGGAUUCAUCAAGGGUGACAUCGCCAACUGGCAAAUCAGUGAAGAGGCUCUAAUAAAUGCCACAGCAGAACUCAAAAACUUGAGCUCUACUGCCAAUCUGACAAGUGUGUAUGGAGUGGGUGGAUUUUUCCCCUAUGGCAUUAAUGGAACAGUAGCCGGAGCUGCAACAUGUUUCUACGCUUUUGUUGGAUUUGACUGCAUCGCUACAACAGGUGAGGAGGUGAAGAACCCCCAGAAGUCUGUUCCUCUGGGCAUUGUGGCCUCACUGCUUAUCUGUUUCCUGGCCUACUUUGCUGUGUCUGCUGCUCUCACCCUGAUGAUGCCCUACUACAUGCUCAGUGAAAAAAGCCCCCUGCCAGUGGCCUUUGAAUAUGUCGGCUGGGGUCCCGCCAAAUACGCCGUGGCUGUGGGAUCGCUGUGUGCCCUGUCCACCAGCCUGCUGGGUUCAAUGUUCCCAAUGCCCCGGGUGCUGUUCGCCAUGGCAAGAGACGGCCUGCUUUUCCAACCCCUGAGCAAAGUCACCUCCAAGGGCAGUCCUGCUAUAGCUACCAUAUCGUCUGGAAUUGUGGCAGCCAUCAUGGCUCUGCUGUUUGACCUGGAAGCCUUGGUGGAAAUGAUGUCCAUCGGCACUCUGUUUGCUUACACACUCGUGGCCAUAUGCAUCUUAAUACUGAGGUACCAAGUAGGUCCAUCUGAAGACACAGACCUGCAGGUCAUAGAAUCAAACACCAAGUUCGGUUUCCUGAAGCCUCCAUCAUCUCCCAGUCCAUACACCUCAAAGACAGUCACAAUGUUGACAUUAAUCUCUGUUGCAUGCGUGGUUGCACUGUGUGUCACCCUGACCAAAGCCAUAGAUGCUCUGGCCCGUAUGGAAGCAUGGUGUGUGCUGAUUGUCUCCAUCCUCGCAUUCAUACUGCUGCUCAUCGUUUUCCUCAUCUGGAGGCACCCACAAAAUGCCACCAAGGCAUCUUUCAUGGUGCCCUUACUCCCUGCUUUGCCUUUAGUGAGUACUCUCAUCAACGUCUACCUGAUGGUCCAGUUAGGAGGAGACACAUGGAUACGAUACGCUAUUUGGAUGUUAGUGGGGUUACUCAUCUAUUUUGGCUACGGUGUGCGUAACAGUGUUCAGAGGAAGCGUCUCAUGGCCGGCCAGAUGAGGAUUGAAACUGUCAGCGGCAAAACAGACAAGGACGUCAUUAAGGAAGAAAAAUUCUGAGCUGGGCUGGAGCGGAGAGAACUAGAUUGAGAUGUUACAGUGAGUAACUGCUUUAAGUGUGUAACUACUGUUUUACAUGCACAGGUACUGAUCUGUUUCUGCAGUGUUCAACAUCUGACAGGUGUACAGUGUUGAAACACAGAGAAAUGGACGGCUGGGCCAACUUGUUAACUUUUAUUCCACACUGACACUUUUUUACAUGUUGAUCGAGUUUGUAAUUUAUCUAAAUAUUGUCAUUGUCAACAUUGAAAUGAUGCCUGACAUAUUUUUGGACCUGUAUAUGUUACCUGUAUCUAUGUAGUUCACACCUGUGUUUUCUGUUGAUAAUUACUAUUUUAUUACACUUAAAUAACCAAUAAUCAAUUGUAAAAUGUAGAUAUUUUCUGUUUUAAUUAAAAUUUUAAUUUUGUUUACAUGUCAAAAUAGAGUUAGACUGUACAAAAGUAUGUACAAUGUAGAUACAGAAGAUCUUGUGAAUGUCAUGUUUAGCUUGUACUUAGCCUGUUUUAAGAUUUACUUUAUUAAUUGUUGCUUCAAAGUGUAAAUAUGGAAACUGUUUUCUAAUUUUAUAUAUUUUAAAUGUAUUCCUUAAUAAAAAAAUUUAAAAAAAGA
Messenger RNA from Siniperca chuatsi (mandarin fish), 2589 nucleotides. RefSeq names its product cationic amino acid transporter 2-like. The record is from RefSeq and is a predicted model, not a curated record. Gene Ontology annotation, biological process: amino acid transport; transmembrane transport. Gene Ontology annotation, molecular function: amino acid transmembrane transporter activity. NCBI's taxonomy places the organism in Eukaryota, Metazoa, Chordata, Actinopteri, Centrarchiformes, Sinipercidae. Bases 145 to 1977 code for a protein of 610 amino acids. The transcript has 13 exons. Gene Ontology annotation, cellular component: plasma membrane.